CCGGCGUGAGGCGUUCGCGAGCGGGGAGUCUCCAAGAUGGCCGCGUGGGGAAGGAGGCGUCUUGGCCCGGGCGGCGGCGGCGGCGGCGGCGCCCGAGAGAGGGCGAGCCUGUCGGCCACAGACUGUUACAUUGUGCAUGAGAUCUACAACGGGGAGAAUGCCCAAGACCAGUUUGAGUACGAGCUGGAGCAGGCCCUGGAAGCCCAGUACAAGUACAUCGUGAUCGAGCCCACCCGCAUCGGUGACGAGACAGCCCGCUGGAUCACCGUGGGCAACUGCCUGCACAAGACCACCGUGCUGGCGGGCACCGCCUGCCUCUUCACCCCGCUGGCGCUGCCCCUGGAUUACUCCCACUAUAUCUCCCUGCCCGCGGGCGUGCUGAGCCUGGCCUGCUGCACCCUCUACGGCAUCUCCUGGCAGUUCGACCCCUGCUGCAAGUACCAGGUGGAGUACGACGCCUACAGACUGUCCCGGCUGCCCCUGCACACACUCACCUCCUCCUCCCCGGUGGUGCUGGUCCGGAAGGACGACUUGCACAGAAAGAGACUGCACAACACGAUAGCACUGGCGGCCCUGGUGUACUGUGUAAAGAAGAUCUACGAGCUCUGCGCCGUAUGAUCGGGGCGGAGUAGGGCGAGCAGGCAGCCCGGCCCGCGAGGUGGCGGAAGGGAGCCCGGGAAGGCAUCUGGCUGCACGUUUGUUAUUUUAAAGAAAUAACACAUCGCAAGUGUACCAGGGGUUUUUUCAGCUCAUCACACUAAGAUGUGGAUUCCCGUAACCCACGGGGGCCUGAGGCUGUGGAAGGCCGACCAGGCAGCUGGAUGUGAUGGAAGCAACGCUACUGAGGGGAUGUGAACACGCUUGGGGGGUUGUUAAGUAUGUUGUUUAACUGUACCAUCCAGAGCCAACCAGAAGCUAUUGACCAUUAAAAUUAUGAGAAUUUCAA
Messenger RNA from Balaenoptera ricei (Rice's whale), 946 nucleotides. RefSeq names its product transmembrane protein 11 (gene TMEM11). Gene Ontology annotation, cellular component: mitochondrial inner membrane. The record is from RefSeq and is a predicted model, not a curated record. The transcript has 2 exons. Gene Ontology annotation, biological process: inner mitochondrial membrane organization. The coding region runs from base 37 to 618 and encodes 193 amino acids. Lineage: Eukaryota; Metazoa; Chordata; Mammalia; Artiodactyla; Balaenopteridae.